AUGUUUUAUUCAGAAGCAGCCGAUAUUAAUGAUCCUGAAUUAGGAAAAGAUCCAUCUAUGCCAAGAACAAAAAGAAAAUGCCCUUGGUGUGGAUAUGAUGAGGCUGUUUAUUAUUUUAAAGCUGGUCCAGAAUAAAAAAAUAUUGUUAUAUAAUAUAUUUGUAAUAGUGAAAGUUGCAAAAUAGUAAUUGUUGAUAAAAAAGAAAGAACAAGAUAUUGGACAAAAGAAGAUGAAGGAAAAAAUUUCCAUGAUUAUGAUGAGGAAGAUGAUGAUAUGGAUGUUGAUAUAUGA
This is a messenger RNA of Ichthyophthirius multifiliis, 291 nucleotides long. RefSeq lists its product as hypothetical. Lineage: Eukaryota; Ciliophora; Oligohymenophorea; Hymenostomatida. The transcript has 2 exons. The record is from RefSeq and is a predicted model, not a curated record.